GUAAUGAGCUCCAUGAGGAGCUUUACAGGCUGCGGGAAGAGAAUGCCAAGUUGCGUUCGCAGGUUAUGGAGCUCCAGGUGACCUUGGCCACUGGAGUUCUCACUGAACUAUCCAGGCUUCGGGAGGAGAAUGAUGAGCUGAGAAGCAAAGGGGCUGCGGUGGCGGAAAACAUCGUGGGCAAAGGGUGGAAAGGACCAGCUGCCCUGCUGCAAGCGCCAUACGAUCUCUUUGUGGUUUUCUCCAUAAAGGCAGCAGAGAUCAUGGCCUAUUAUGGCUUCUCGUACAUCUAUGUGAGCUAUGUUUCCGAUGAGUAUGGCAUGUCUGACACAGAAGCUGGCAAUCUCUAUGCUGCCUAUGGCUUUGCCUGCACAGGUUUCGGUCUGGUCUUCGGAUUCGUCAUCGAUCGGCUGGGAGUCCGGAGGUCAAUGCUCCUGGGCUGCACAUGCUCUACUCUGUACCGUGCCAUUUGUGGACUCUCAUCUUCCAGGCAACUCAUGUGGUUCGCCACCAUGACCGUAGCGCCCAUGGGCGCGGCCUUCGGGGUGCCCGUCUUGGCGUUAGCCGUGCGGCGCUAUACCCACAGGGAGAAUCGUGCCUUCGCCUUCUCCUUUUUCUAUUCGAUGCUCUGCUUGGGAUGUUUGCUGGGCAGCGUUCUCAUCAACAUCGUGCGUGACAUGAUGAUGGAUGGAGCGGUGAUCCUGGGAGUGAAAAUCAGUUGGAUGCGAAUGGUGCUGGGCCUGUGCACUUUGUGUACCUUCUACACAGUGAUUGCAGCGCUCUUUGUCCGUGACAUUCAGAUCCUCUCAGAUUUGCCCUUGAAGGAUCGAGAGUACUGCAAAUUCAAACCGGGAACCUUCACUGUGAGAGAGACCGUGAAAGAAAUCGUUGGCCAAGCAAAGUUCUGGCGUCUGGCGGCAGUCACCGGCAUCUUCAUAGGUGUUCGCAUGACCUUUCGCCACGUGGAUGCCACGUUCCCCAAAUACUUCAUCCGAACCUACGGCCCUCAGGCACCUUUCGAGAUCAUCUUGGCCAUCAAUCCCAUUGUGGAGAUGAUUGGUACACCACUGAUGACCGGGCUGUUGCUGAAAUGGAAGACUACCUUGACGCAAAAGCUGCUCUGGGGGUCCUUCAUCUCCGGGAUCUCGGUCUUCGCACUGAGCAUCUGGGAGUCCUACCUGGGCGCGGUGAUGUUCGUCCUGGUGCUGUCCCUGGGAGAUACGAUUUGGUCACCCACUCUCUACGAGUUCUCGACCAUGGCAGCCAUUGAGGGCAAGGAGGGAAUGUAUUUGGCCAUCACCAUGGCCCCAAUGUAUUUGGCGGCCCUUCCCGUGGGACUUAUCUCAGGUUGGGCUCUGGCGACAUUUUGCCCUCAAAAUGUACCCGCUGAGGAGCGGCGCUCGCAACUCAUGUGGUUCAUCAUUGGAGUCACAGGCUUCAUUUCCCCGGUGGCUCUAUGGAUCUUCCAGAAGCGCCUCAUCUUGCCGGAGGAUGAGCAUCCUCAGGACAAGGAGGAUGACGAUGGCGAAGGGGAAAUUCGGCAGACUCGGAGGCUUCGCGAUGCUGGAGAAGGAACGACGCCACACAAGAUCCCUGCUGUCGAAGGGGAUACCUGGUGCUACGGGUGCGCCGGCUGGGAAGCCAUCGGGCGCGAGCUAUCAGGAUCCUGGGACGGGCAGGGAGCCCGGAGAGUGGCGAACGACCUGGUCGUGAACGCGGCCAGACAGGUCCGAGCUCUUCGCUCGCUGUCGGCUGGACUUGCGAGGGAGAGCGGGCCAACUGGUGGUGCUGGGGAGACCCGUGCGCCAAAACGCGCGGCCAGUGAGGAUCGCCGAGAAGAACGCAAGAGCUUGCCGAGGAGGAGAUCGUCAGGGCACGCCGCCCCCAAGGAGGAACAGGAAAGCGAAGAAGAGGAGGACCCAGCAGAGGAGACUGACGAGGAGGACAGAAGAAGGAGGUCCAAACGCAGCCCGGAAGGGCCUGAGAGGAGCAGGGGAGGACACCGCCGUCCACCAGAACCUGAUCGCUCUCCAGUUCCACCUGGGACUACAUCUAUCCGUGCUUCCCUGAGUCGUGCUGACAAGAGGCCAGCUGACAAAAGGAGCAUCACCCUCAGCGACGCCACGCCCACGGGACACGUCGUCGGGGAGGAAAUUUCUUUGGACGAAGAUUCAGAGGAAUGGAGUGCCCUUCAUGUGGAGCCGGGCGCAGUUUUGGAAGUUGCGCUGGAAGCCACAAAUCUUGGGGUCACAGACGAAAGUUGGGCCGCUUUCUUUGUAGAGAAACUGGAGAAUCGUCUGGACGGUUCCUACCUUCUGACAACCGAGUGGUUGGGAGUCGAAUCAGACAGCCUUGUCUCUCUUUUAGAAGCUUUCUUCGGAGACGGAGUGCCCAAACUACAUCUGUGUCCAAGCAAACCGUGCAUGGAAGCUGGGUUUGGCGACGCGCUGGCUCCGGCCGUGUUGCACGUCACCCGCAUCCGCUGGUGGAGACCAGACAACUUCAAAGCAGAUUAUUUGGGCCGCAACGAGAUGGACCACUUGAAGAAGUUGUGGAAAGAUUUGAAAAAGGCUACCGCGCCAAAGCGGCCUCGAAAAGCCAAGGCUGAUGCUGGCGCUGGAAAACCUCCAGGCGCCGAAAAAGCAAAAGCCAAGGCGGGCCCAGCAAAGAAAUCGCCCCCUGUCAAGGAGACAGAGAAGAUGACAAAGGCCGACAAGGACAAGCUGCGGGCAAGGUUGGAGAAAGUCAGGCAACGCCACCAUGGUACACCUGGGGAUCCCCGGGAUGUCGAAGAAGUGCCAUCAGGCUCGGACCACUCUGGCGACGAUGGCAAGGAGGAGUUGAGUCAAGGUUACUCACCAUCAGAAGUCCUGGACACAGGCACCCUGUUGAGGAAGAAGACCCAUCGUGGGAGAGACUCCAAGGACCACGACAAAAAGGCCCGGGAGAUAGUCCCAUACGUGGGUUCAAGAGGAGAUGGUACGAAGAGCUUGAAUGGACAGUUGGUGAACCGGGCGCUGGCGAUCGGCCGGGCGCGCCACGAGGAACGCAAGAAGAAGAAAAAGAAGGGUUCGGCCGAGGCAGGACUGGAAGUCUUGCGGAAGUUGCUGAACCCAGACAGCAAGAAGAACAAGAAGGACAAGAAGAACAAGAAAGAGAGAGAUGGAGAUGGCGACAAGAAGAAGAAGCGCAAGAAACGGAGGUUGGAGAAUGGGGUGAUUGUGAGCUCCAGCAGGAGCUCUUCAGAUACCUCGGAUCUGGAGGAGGACGAGGAAGCCAGUUCGGAGGAGACAGAACUGGAGGCGCCGAUGAAAAAGAAGUCCAGAGCCAAGCCGGGUUCAGUGCUGGUGAUGCUUACCGAGCACAUCCGUGCGCAGAUGGACCAGGAGGGGGCGACAGAGCUUCCCCGAGAAGAGAAGAAGGUGGUCUCGGGGGUGAAGGUGGUGUCAUAUUUCCACCAACAUAUAAAAGCCACCUACCCUACACAGAUGAGAGAACUCCGCGAGAUGUACACCUUGAGUGCAGCGCUGGACUUGCUUCGCCGCGGGGACCUGGCAAAGCUGGGGGACACCCUUGCUGCCAGGUUCAUGGCGAUUCACCAGGCGUUGCUGGACCAGAACUGGACGACGGCAAGACACAUGGAGCUGUAUCCGCUGGAAGACGCUUCCGCUGCGGCAGCUUCGUUGGUCCUGGCGUCCAGAAAGCACUCAAAGCUGGUCGAGAAGGUGCAGGGCAAAGGAGGUCCAGGAUGGCCCUCAUGGGGGGCCAAGGGACGCCCACGUGGAAAGGGCGACUGGGCCGAGCAUGGAGACGGAGGACAAGCCAGAGGGGGCGAAGCGAACCCUCCGGCGACUGAGCUGCUGGCGAAGGCCGUGCAGUUAUCAGAUGAGUAUUUGCAGCAGAUCAGCCUGGCUGACAUUUUUGAGUCAUGCCGGGACCUGGAUUCGUGUGGGUGCGUGCUGGCAUGGGGCCUUUGCAACGCCAAACAGAUCUCACGAGCUCAGGGGUGUAGCCGUUUUGAGGAUGGCAUCUUCAGUGCCGAUGCGUGGCCCAGGGCUCGGCGUGCGCGUCAGGCCCUUCCGCUAUGCGAGGGAGACUUCACUGAAUUUAUUAACUUGAUGAUGGCAACACCUCUGGAUCAGAUCCGUGAGGUUCAAUGGCUCCGCACCUGGAAUCACACAGCAUGGAAGCUGGUGGCAUGUUAUGCCUGCAAUGCGCUGAUGGGGGCUGCCAGUCCCUUGCCCAGCGGCCGCUGGUCGAAAGCCGAGCGGAAGCUAGUGGGUGCCGUGGGCUCAGCGGUCGACCGACUGCUCGGCCACGGCCAUGCAGCACCGGCGGACCCAUGGCUGGUUGAAAAAGAGCUGAACGGGAGGCCUGCCAUGUCCUUUUUGGAGUCAACAUGGGAGUUUAUUGCAAAGAAGGGUUUGAACCUUCACCUGGUGAAUCGAGUGAGGCGAGAACUGUUCAAUUGCAUGUGCUCGGUGCCCUUCCUGCACACUUUUCUGGGGGCGUCGGUGGCAGGAGUCACAACGGCCAGUGACGCAUCAAACAGCGGUGGAGCCGUUGGAAUUGCAAAGUCACUCACAGCUGCCGGGCAAGACUAUGUGACGACCCUGGCAAACUUUCCCCGGCCUCGCCGUGUGCCGGUACUGGUGAUCUCUUUAUUCAAUGAGAUAGGCGGUGCCCUGAGAGCCUAUGACGUGUUGAGUGUAGUCCCUAUGGGAGCUGUUGUGUUUGAAAUUCAUCCUCCAGCCAACCGAGUCACUAUGAAGAGGUGGCCACAUGCAGAAAUAUGUGGCGAUGUCCGAAGUCUAGAUGAGGUGAUGAUUCGCAACUGGCUGGAUAAAUAUAUCCCCUUGCGAGAGGUACACCUAUGGGCAGGUUUUCCUUGCAAUGACCUGUCAUCGGUCAGAGCUGGACGUCAAGGGCUUCAAGGACCUGGUUCAGGCCUCUUUUGGGAGGUGGUAAGGAUCAAGCGGCUUUUGGAGAAAGAACUGCCACCUCACGUAGCCCUCAAAUACGUGGGGGAGAACGUGGCCUCCAUGGAUAAGGAGCACUGUGAGGAAAUCUCCAGUGAGCUGGAAGUCAGACCUUAUCACCUCAACCCUUCAGGCGCCGUGCCAAUGCAGAGGCCCAGGCUUUGCUGGACAUCCGAGGAGAUCGAGGGUGCCGUGGAAGGGAUCACCUUUGAAGAGAAAACGCACCGGACAGAGAUCACAGCAACCGCCCCAUAUCCCACCACUGGUAAGGCCGAAGGACCUUUUGAUAGGAACACCUUUGCCCAUCACAUCAAGAGGUUCAACCUGGAGACUCACAGGUUCCGACCUUAUAGCCUCAGACGAGGUUUGCGUUUCUCUGCGAAGGCCCGGGACAUGCUAGCAGAGUGGAGUCCUGAGCAGCAACUGAGAUGCCCAUCCCUCUACCUCCCUCGCUUGCUUUUUUGCUUGGAAGGAAAGACCCCUGCCAUGGGG
Molecule: messenger RNA, 5468 nt
Organism: Cladocopium goreaui
Lineage: Eukaryota; Dinophyceae; Suessiales; Symbiodiniaceae
Source: the annotation of a GenBank genome assembly